AUGCCUCAAAUAUUAAAACAUCGGAAAGUUAAAAAACCACAGAAGAGAGUAUUAAGUAAAAGAAGGCAUUUUUUAACUAAUUAUCAUGAAACUAGAUCUUACAAACCAUUAUGUAAACAAUUAAAAAUGAACAAUAAUUCAUUAGCAAAAGCAUUAUCUAGAGAAAAGCAUGAAUGUCAAUUAUUAUUUUCUCAAAAUGUUGCUUUAAUUGCUGAAGUGCAAAAUUUAGGUUCAGCUUGUACUAAACGUGAUGCUAUUAUAUCAAAUGUUCUAAAAAAUGCUAAAGAAAUGCUUAAAAUGCUAGUAACAAUGACUAGCUAUUUAACAAACACAAUUUCAUCUUGUCAAGAAUUUACAGAUUCUGUUGCCAAUGUGAGAAUGUCUUUUAAUUCUCCUGGAAAAAGAGAUUCAAUAAAAAGACUGUCAACAAAAUCUCCAACUAGAGGAGUGGUGAAACCUAUGGUGAGCGGUUACACCAUUACAAAACCUACCAUUAAUUUAAGUAGACUAAAUAUGCAAUAUAUUAAUAAUUCAUCAAACUUAAGUAUAAUACCAGAGGUAACAACACCACCCAGAAAUCAGGAAGGAAGCAGUUUAAGGUCUCCUCCUAAUGGAGUUUCUGAAAGACGUAAUUGUAAAAAUGGUCGCACAUACAGAAUGCCUGAAAGAUUAACUGUUACUUCACCAGAAGAUAAUGAUGAAAAUGGAAGAUUAAGCGAAAGAAGUAAUAGACAUUCUGGAAGAAUUUCAGGAAAGCUCUCAAAAUCAAAAUCAAGAUUGUCAAGGAAUAGCAGCUCAAGAAACAGCAGUUCGAGAAAUAGUAAUUCGAGGAAUAACAGUUCGAGAAAUAGCAAUUCUCGAUAUAGUAUUGAAAAUUUUGAGCAUAUAGGAAGUCCUAGAGUAAAACUUAAUGAUGUAUCGAAAUUAUUGCAAAAUUCUCAUACUAUUAAUAUUCGUAUGUUAACAGAGAAUCAAAAUAAUCAAGAAAUUAAUACAUCAAAACAUAUUUGUGAUAUGAAUCUUGAAGAUUCUCAAACACAAAUUAUACAAGAAAUGUCUUCUUCUAAUGAAUCCGAACAAAAUAAUGAUGAAAAGAUUGAGAGCAAAGAUGAACAGAGCAAUAAUGAGUUGGAUACUACAGAUCGAAAGGAGAAAAAAAUUAAUGAAACAAAAAACUGUACAUCAAAUUGGGAAGAUCCUCUUGAAGGACCAAGUUGGUUAUUUAACAAUUCUCAAGUCGUGCCUUCUGUGACUAAUAAAAAUAAUAAGACUGAUAAUAUAAAUAUUUCUAAUGAAGAUAUUAUGAGUUUAACAGAAUCGAGCGAUAUAUUCGAUGAAGAAAAAACUAUGUCUAUGUCGAUUACACAUUCAAGUCAGUUGUAUAACUCUAACGACAGUAAAGUAAAUGAUGAAAAUGAAUUUGACAUGUCUCAACAGAAUAAAAAUAAUACUUUUCGUAAUGUAUCGCUACUGACAGGUGCAAAUGAAGAUGAAUAUAAAUCUCAAAAUGCAUCUACAAUGAAUUUACAAAAUUUUGUGACACAAAGAAGAGGCUAUUUUGAAAGUGAAGACGAAGAUGAUUUUACCUUGAUUUACACGCAACGUCCAUGUAAUAUGAAUUUCGACAUAAAUGAUUUAAAAUUACCAGUUUUGGAACAGUCUACUUUAAAACCAAAUAUCACAGUUGAACCAGAACCAGAAAUAACAACCACUCUUCGAAAAAUAUCCCAGAUUUAUCCAAUUCCAUCUGUUUCGCACAAUACUUUAGAUGAAUCUGAGUUUAACGAGUCUACCGUAAAACUGCCAUUACUUGUGAAUGAUUAUGAUAAUAAAGAGAUGACUAUUAAAAAAAAAUCCAGAUCUUCAAGACAAAAAAAAGUGAAAAUAAUUCAGACACAAUGUAAUGAUUUUGUUGAGACACCAUUAUUAAAUAAAAAUAAUUGUCAGAAGAAAAAGAAAGAUAAAUUUGUGAAAGAUCCAAGUGCUGUUAAAGUAGUAUUGCAAAAGUUGGAUGAAUUCGAUGUUAAAUCAAAUGAAAUAUUGUCUCUCAAUUCCAAUCAAUCUUUAAAUUCUGUACCUUCUCGCUCUAAUUCAAGUGACUCGGAAAGUAAUUUGAGUGUCAGUAGCUCUUAUAGUCGUCCUAGGAGAAAACGUGUUCCAAUCAAUUUUCAUGAACCUAGUUUGAAAAAAAAAUUACGAAGGAAUCAAUAAUUAUACUAUGAUAUUUUUCCAUACUCGAGGAAUGAUUGAUAAAACACAAUAAUGUGUUUUUAAAGUACAUCGACGUUCCCUUUCAUGUAAAUAAGUUAUUGGUGCAUAUAAUAAAUAUUAUUAAACAAAAAUUUCCAAAAAAUAGAGAAAUUGAUUUUACUAAAUAUUUAUAAGUGUAAAACAAAUUAAUACUUAGAACCAUUUUGCUUCCAUUGUUGCGCACAGUUUUGUUGUACACAGCUAUUGUUAAUUAUUCACAUAAAAUCGGCUUGCUUUGACGUAGUCAUAGCCUCGAUGAUUUUGACUUCCUCUUGUAGUAUUGUUCGUAUAUUGUACUUUUUGUAUACUUAACUAUGUUUUAAUGAGUAAAUAAAUAUUUAAAAAUAU
Molecule: messenger RNA, 2598 nt
Organism: Apis florea (little honeybee)
Lineage: Eukaryota; Metazoa; Arthropoda; Insecta; Hymenoptera; Apidae
Source: RefSeq, a predicted model, not a curated record